Ananas comosus (pineapple) is the source of this 1696-nucleotide messenger RNA. Its product is annotated as cytokinin dehydrogenase 6-like. Gene Ontology annotation, biological process: cytokinin metabolic process. The coding region runs from base 1 to 1689 and encodes 562 amino acids. Gene Ontology annotation, molecular function: cytokinin dehydrogenase activity; FAD binding. The record is from RefSeq and is a predicted model, not a curated record. NCBI's taxonomy places the organism in Eukaryota, Viridiplantae, Streptophyta, Magnoliopsida, Poales, Bromeliaceae. The transcript is spliced from 5 exons.
AUGGUCACCAGCCUAAUCUCCAUAAUAGGCCAUGACAACCCCUGGCCGAGAACACUGUCCCAAGAUCUGCAGACUCUGGACCUGUCGGCCCGAAUUCGGGUCGAUCCCCUGGCGCUCGACGCAGUCUCCACCGACUUUGGCCGGCUCACCCGUGCACCAGCCCCCUCCGCCGUCCUCCACCCUUCGUGCCCCCGCGACAUCGCCGCGCUGGUCCGCUUCUCCUACGCGUCGCGCCGGCCCUUCACGAUCGCGCCGCGCGGCCAGGGGCACUCCGUCCGAGGCCAGGCCCUCGCGCCACGUGGUGUGGUGGUGGACAUGUCAUCCAUGAGAGGAGGAGGAGGAGGAGGAGGAGGUGGUGGUCAUGAGGCGAGGGUUAGUGUUCAAGUGUCGGGGCGUUACGUGGACGUUGGGGGGGAGCAGCUGUGGGUCGACGUGCUGAGUGAGACUUUGAGAUUCGGGCUGGCGCCGCGGUCGUGGACGGAUUACUUGUAUCUGACCGUUGGCGGGACUCUCUCGAACGCAGGGAUUAGUGGCCAAGCGUUCAUGCAUGGCCCGCAGAUAUCUAACGUCUAUGAAUUGGACGUUAUUGCCGGGACUGGCGAGAGUGUAACGUGUUCGGAGAACAACGAACCGGACCUAUUUUUUGCUGUUCUAGGUGGCCUGGGCCAAUUUGGAAUCAUCACAAGGGCUCGGAUUGCGUUAGAGAAUGCACCUCAAAUGGUGAGGUGGGUGCGGCUUAUAUACACCGAUGUUGCGAUAUUUACAUCGGAUCAAGAGCGUUUGAUUUCACUGGAUAGAAAAGAGAGGUUUAACUACGUGGAAGGGUCGGUAUUACUUGGCCACAAUCUAAAGAACAAUUGGAGGUCUUCAUUUUUCUCAAGGGAGGUUCUUGAGAGGAUAACUAGAUUAUCAUCUCAGCAUGGUGUGCUAUACUGCUUGGAAGGAGCCAAGUAUUAUGACCAUGGCAUGGCUUCUCAGGUAGAUCAGGAACUGGAGUCCAUUCUACAAGAGUUGAGAUUCUUGCCAGGGCUCGCACUUCAGAACGAUGUCGCCUACCCGCAUUUCCUCAACAGAGUACGCAAAGACGAGUUGAAGCUCCGGCCGAUGGGUCUAUGGGAUGUCCCCCACCCAUGGCUCAGCAUCUUCAUUCCCAGGUCUCGGAUUAUAGAAUUCGAUCAAGGAGUUUUUAAGCACAUUCUCAAGAACAAGGGGUCCAUUGGUCCAGUUCUAAUCUACCCCAUGAACAAGAUCAAGUGGGAUGAGAGAACAUCUGCGGUGAUACCCGACGAGGACAUCUUCUACUCCGUAGGGCUGUUGCGGUCCGCGGUGAAUGGAACAGAGUACUUGGAGGAGCAGAACAAAGAGAUACUGCGUUUCUGUGACCAGCUUGGGAUAGGCUAUAAGCAGUACUUACCUCAUUAUACAAGCCAUGGAGAUUGGAUGAAGCACUUUGGUCCCAAAUGGGAUAUGUUUGUUCAAAGGAAAAGGAGGUAUGAUCCGAAGCUGCUGUUGUCACCGGGCCAGCGAAUAUUCGAUUCCUAUUUGUCUCACAAAUCCCUGGCGAAUUUUAGUAACUCGGAUGAGUCGGAUCAAGGUGAUGACAAAUCCACGGCGAAUUUUAGAAACUCGGAUGAGUGGGAUCAAGGUGAUGACCACAAGGAGCAAAUCAAAUCCGCAUCCUCAAGAUGACUCUGUA